Messenger RNA from Ipomoea nil (Japanese morning glory), 492 nucleotides. Its product is annotated as E3 UFM1-protein ligase 1 homolog. NCBI's taxonomy places the organism in Eukaryota, Viridiplantae, Streptophyta, Magnoliopsida, Solanales, Convolvulaceae. Gene Ontology annotation, cellular component: endoplasmic reticulum membrane. The coding region runs from base 1 to 492 and encodes 163 amino acids. Gene Ontology annotation, molecular function: UFM1 ligase activity. The record is from RefSeq and is a predicted model, not a curated record. The transcript has 8 exons. Gene Ontology annotation, biological process: regulation of proteasomal ubiquitin-dependent protein catabolic process; protein K69-linked ufmylation; response to endoplasmic reticulum stress.
AUGGUGGAUGCUUUGCUUCUUAACCUGGAUGUGCACAAUAAAAUGAAAAAUGGAAUUGAAGUUGAUGAGUCUCAACCUGCUUCACUUAACUAUGCUCCUCUUUGGAAGGUCUGUCAAGGCAAUUGCCCUACGCCCCUACUUGUAGCUUUGGAAGGGAAGCGGGUGGAAAUGUUCAUGAAUGCACUAAGAGCUCUGGCAGAGGAAAGUGGAUUAAUUCUGAAGAUGCUGGAUAAGAAAUUGGAGAGGACCCUUGUGCAUUCAUAUCACAAGGAUCUGACAACUCAAGUUUCUGCUGAAACUGAUGCAGUUUUCACUCUUACCAAAAGUUGUUUCUCUACUUUAUUUACAGAAUUACAGGAUGAGCGCUGCUCAAAGUUGAAAAUUUAUCCAAUCUUGCUGAAGGUCUAUCUAGAGAGAAUUCCGAGAAAACUUGAAGUUGAUGCUUUUGCUGAAGAACUAAAACCAUACCAUGUUUUCUUGUAUUUGGUUUAA